This is a messenger RNA of Thlaspi arvense, 975 nucleotides long. The record is from the annotation of a GenBank genome assembly. NCBI's taxonomy places the organism in Eukaryota, Viridiplantae, Streptophyta, Magnoliopsida, Brassicales, Brassicaceae.
CUACCUCAUAUCAUCAAAUCUAUACCAUACAGAGCUUACAGCCAACAAGUGAUCGUUGAUCAAUCGGGACAUGGAAAUUUCACGAAAAUACAAAGCGCAAUCGAUUCGGUCCCAUCCAACAAUUGUAAUUGGUUCCUCAUCAAAGUUGGAGAAGGUCUUUACAGGGAGAAACUAAAAAUACCGCAUGAGAAACCGUUCAUAGUAAUAGUUGGAGCUGGAAAGAGGAAAACAAGAGUUGAAUGGGACGAUCAUGACUCGGUUGCACAAAGCCCUACCUUUGCUACUGAAGCUGAUAACACCGUCGUUAAAAGCCUCACUUUCGUGAAUACCUAUAAUUUCCCGAGAAAUGGGAAAGUGAACAACAACCCUAGGGUUCCUGCGGCGGCGGCGAUGAUCGCCGGUGAUAAGUCGGCAUUUUACUCGGUAGGGUUUGCCGGAAUUCAAGAUACUUUGUGGGAUACCGAAGGCCGACACUACUUUCACCGCUGCACUAUCCAAGGCGCUGUUGAUUUCAUCUUUGGUAACGGUCAAUCUAUUUACAAGAGAUGUGUGAUCCAAGUGCUAGGAGCGCUGCUACCACCAGGAGUACCUGGUUACAUAACGGCUCAAGGACGGACCAACCCGUACGACGCUAACGGGUUCGUGUUCAUCGAAAGCCUUGUUCACGGAACGGGCAACGCUUACUUGGGCAGACCGUGGCGCGGUUACGCUCGAGUGAUCUUUUACAAUACAAACAUGACCGACGUGGUUGUCCCGCAAGGUUGGGACGCAUGGUACUUCAAAGGUCGUGAGUACCAGCUGACCUAUGAAGAAUAUGGAUGCUUUGGAAGUGGAGCAAAUACAUCGAGACGUGUGAGUUGGGUCAAGAAGCCAAGUGGAGCUGUCGUUCAAAGUUUGGUUGAUCUCAACUUCAUUAAUAACGGUGGAUGGAUUCAAGAUUUGCCCAUUCUUUUCUUAUUGUUCAUUCCCAAUUUU